Sphaeroforma arctica JP610 is the source of this 141-nucleotide messenger RNA. RefSeq lists its product as hypothetical. Lineage: Eukaryota; Ichthyosporea; Ichthyophonida. The annotation marks the transcript as partial. The transcript has a single exon. The record is from RefSeq and is a predicted model, not a curated record.
AUGGCACAAAAAAUUACAAACGGGGGAUCGGAAUUUCUCGACGACUUCGAUGCGUUCGUAUUUGACUGCGAUGGCGUACUUUGGAAGGGAUCACACGUUAUUCCGGGUGCUGUCGACACUAUCGCGCACCUGAUUGAGAAG